AUGUCCCCUGGGAAAAUUCUGCAACCUGUACUGAAAAUGAAGGUGGAUGAACUCUUUUUGUGCUGGUUGAGUCAGCCUGCGACUCAGCUGGCCCUAAAGGACUGCUUGAGAAGAAUCAAGAAUGAGCAGAAAACAGUUAUUGGUAAUGGAGAUGCAGGAAAUGGUAAAAAUGAGAGGUUCGCUAAUAACAAUUCCAAUUCCAAGCAAUGCAUAUUAGGAGAUACCAGAUUGCCUUUGAUGUCUUUCAGUCCUCCUCAACUUUCUACUACUCUUCCAUUGGCAACUCCAGCUAGCACAAGGAAUGUUUCUAAUGUUCGAGCAGCACCUCGAUCCUCAGGAACCAGAAUAGUUCAGACAAAGAAGGAAGAAACUUUGCCACCAUCACUUAGUCAAAACAUUCCAACUUUCUAUUUUCCUCGAGGAUGUCCUAAGGAAAAAGUAAAUAUAGAUGCUGUGAUUGCCAAAAUUGAGAGAACUUUCUCUGAGUUUCCAAAUGAGAGAGCAACGUUAGAAGACAUGGGGAAGGUUGCAAAGGCUUGUGAAUGCCCACUUUACUGGAAAGGUCCUUUGUUUUAUUGUGCUGGAGGUGAACGAACAGGAUACGUGUCAGUUCAUAAAUUUGUUGCAAUGUGGCGGAAAAUACUUCAGACCUGCUAUGAUGAUGCUGCAAAGUUUGUUCAUCUUCUAAUGAACCCUGGAUGCAACUACUUGGUGCAAGAAGACUUCAUUCCUUUUUUACAAGAUGUGGUGAAUAGUCAUCCUGGCCUAUCAUUUUUAAAAGAAGCAUCUGAAUUUCAUUCUCGGUACAUUACCACAGUUAUACAGAGAAUAUUUUAUACAGUAAAUAGGUCCUGGUCUGGGAAAAUAACGUGCAAUGAGCUCAGGAAAAGCAACUUUUUGCAGAAUGUGGCAUUAUUGGAAGAGGAAGCUGAUAUUAACCAGCUGACAGAGUACUUCUCAUAUGAACAUUUUUAUGUUAUCUAUUGCAAAUUUUGGGAGCUGGAUACGGACCAUGACCUCUAUAUUGAUCGGAAGGAUUUAGCUCGACAUAAUGAUCAUGCAAUAUCAAAUAGGAUGAUAGAGAGGAUCUUCUCAGGAGCAGUAACGAGAGGUAGGAAAGCACAAAAAGAUGGAAAAAUUAGCUAUGCUGAUUUUGUCUGGUUUUUGAUAUCUGAAGAGGAUAAGAAAACACCAACUAGCAUUGAAUACUGGUUUCGCUGCAUGGAUCUUGAUGGGGAUGGUGCUUUGUCUAUGUAUGAACUGGAGUAUUUUUAUGAAGAACAGUGCCAAAAAUUAGACAACAUGGCCAUAGAACCUUUACCAUUUGAAGACUGUUUGUGCCAGAUGCUGGAUCUCGUGAAGCCACAAUAUGAAGGAAAAAUUACUCUGCAUGAUUUAAAGCGAUGUAAGUUGACAAAUGUGUUUUUUGAUACGUUUUUCAACAUUGAAAAAUACCUUGACCAUGAACAGAAGGAUCAGUUUUCUAUGUUGCGGGAUGGCGAAGGUGAAAGCCAAGAGGUCUCUGACUGGGAGAAGUACGCUGCUGAAGAGUACGAUAUCUUGGUAGCAGAAGAGGCAGCAAGUGACCAGUGGAACGAUGGGUAUGAACCAGAGCUGAAUCCUGUAGACCAUCAGAAGGCCAAUGUCCUCAAGUAUCAAAUGGAAAAAAGACCAUUUUUUGAAAUGCCUUCCCAUCUGGCUGAUGUAGACUUGGAUGAAUAUGACUACGAAGAGGACUUUGAGUAGUGGUUACUUCUGAUCAGCACUUGCAGAAGAGAAGGGACAGCCUGCAGCAGGUCUGCUACACACCUACAUGUUUCAGUGGGGUUUGUUUCCAGGAAGUCAGCUUAGUUUUGUGCUAAAAAUAUUUAAUCACUACACUACCUUUUAAGGAGAAGAAGCGCGUUUGUAUUGAAUGAUAAAACUUUUUGUAUUUAUUCAAUAGUCUAUAGCUUGUAAAAUAGAUUAAAAUAUUUAUUUACGGAUGUUGCGUAAUUCCUUUUGGAAGAAUAACAAUAUUGGACUUUAGAGACUCUAAAAGUAAUCUACUGUUUCUGAGACCUGUGUAAUUCUAAGUUGAUGUGUGGUGCACUGACCAUCUCCGUCCC
This is a messenger RNA of Opisthocomus hoazin, 2108 nucleotides long. RefSeq names its product protein phosphatase 2 regulatory subunit B''beta (gene PPP2R3B). Gene Ontology annotation, biological process: protein dephosphorylation. NCBI's taxonomy places the organism in Eukaryota, Metazoa, Chordata, Aves, Opisthocomiformes, Opisthocomidae. Gene Ontology annotation, molecular function: calcium ion binding; protein phosphatase regulator activity. Gene Ontology annotation, cellular component: protein phosphatase type 2A complex. The record is from RefSeq and is a predicted model, not a curated record.